Molecule: messenger RNA, 1643 nt
Organism: Sycon ciliatum
Lineage: Eukaryota; Metazoa; Porifera; Calcarea; Leucosolenida; Sycettidae
Product: vesicle-trafficking protein SEC22a-like
Exons: 6
Coding region: 230-1171 (313 amino acids)
Biological process (GO): vesicle fusion with Golgi apparatus; endoplasmic reticulum to Golgi vesicle-mediated transport; retrograde vesicle-mediated transport, Golgi to endoplasmic reticulum
Cellular component (GO): endoplasmic reticulum membrane; ER to Golgi transport vesicle membrane; SNARE complex
Molecular function (GO): SNAP receptor activity
Source: RefSeq, a predicted model, not a curated record
UUAAAUUUUACCUUUCAUAUUCAAAAGAACAAUCCACAACGGAGCAAGAAGCCAAGACUAUUUUUGACUUUUUGCUGUGCAGGCCGCUGAAAGUCGAGUACAUGUAUUAUUGGGAUGUACUGUUGCAUGACAUAUUAGCCGGCUAGCUUGUUUGUGAUGUAUUUAUCCUAAAUGCCAUCCAGUGGAGUAGUUCUGGUACAGAAGCAGGACACUACUUUUACUAGUCGAAAUGGUCGUGUUCGCCAUGAUCGCAAGGUUGUCGGAUGGGUUGCCUCUGUCUGCAUCCACUGAUUUGGAUGAGCAUGAGCGUGCAGCCAGCAGCAAGCGGAAUGGAAAGCUCCUGGCUCGGAAAGUGCGAAGUCUCCCAAGCAACCUGUCAAUGGAAUCAGGAGAAUUUGUGUGGCAUGUCGUUCAAAGCAUGGGAGUGUGCUUCAUGGCAUUGGCAGACUAUGACUACCCGCAAGUUCUUGUCUUCUGUUUCCUGGAUGAACUACAACAUGAGUUUGGUAUGUCUUACGACACGGAGUCUGUGCAGCGAGCUCGCCGUCCCUAUUGCUUCAUUGACUUCGAUGGAUUCCUGCAGAAGUGCAAACAACGCUACCUCAAUCCACAGUCCCUACAUACACGAGUACCUGUAGCGGAGAUGUCAAGACGCUUAGAGGAGCAGCCACCAACGCGCAUGAGUACCGGUGCAGUUUUGGGUUCAGCUGCUGCUUCGGUGGCGGGAUCUUCCACAGCUGCUCAAUCGUCACGAACAGGUCAUACAGAAGGCAAGAAGUCAACAAUUGGAGUGAAGCUUUUAGUUGCUGCCUUUUCUCUACUUCUGAUUUUAUCUGCUCUGUAUCGAUACCACUUAGCCUUGGAGUUUUACAGCGUGGAUAGGCUCGAGUCCGAGAUGCCACUUCUGGAUGUUGUGUGGUCCGUUCUUAGUGUUGCCGUUGGUAGUCUUCUCUUACUUCAGUGUUUCACCUUGGCGUGCUUACCCAGUUGGGCGGUUACUCAUCAGCGCGUGAUCCUCAUACCACUUGUUAUUCUGCUUGCCGCGUUGUGCUGUUUCGGUGACUGGAUCUAUGUCCUGUUGAACAUUUGCAAUGCUAGUAUGUGUAUCGGAGUAGCAGAGCUUACACGAUCUCGCUCCCCCAAGCACCAUACCUUGAAACAAUCUGCCUGAGGCACAUGCUUUUCCCUUUCUCAAAGCUCACGUUCUUUUUUCCAUGGCUAGGAUUGUAUUAUUAUUUUGCUUCUUUAGUGUUCAGAUGUGACAGCUUCUGGACCGUGUCAGGCUGAUUAGUUUUUUUUUUUGCUGGUUUUGCUAUAAUUUGUUCUUUCUAGUCUGUACAUUCUUACUACAUGUGUUCAAUUUUUUAUUAAAGUUUAGGCUGUUGAAACAGUGCUGCAGUUUGCACAUACUCCGCAAAGCAUAUUGUUUACUUGACUUGAACACCCUAUAAUGCUUCCCAACGUUAUUUUACGCAGUGUAUCACUAGCACGUUGUGACAUUGACUUCCCUAGCUACUUCCCUAGCUGCUUUGACGGUGGCAAUGUCUGGAUAAACUUUGAAAAGGAAUCUGUGGAUUGUACAUGGAAUGCACCACGGUCACUCAACCCACUGUAGCUGUGAAGAAAAUGCUGCCAAACGUGGA